This is a messenger RNA of Nilaparvata lugens (brown planthopper), 675 nucleotides long. RefSeq names its product craniofacial development protein 2-like. NCBI's taxonomy places the organism in Eukaryota, Metazoa, Arthropoda, Insecta, Hemiptera, Delphacidae. Gene Ontology annotation, biological process: chromatin remodeling. The coding region runs from base 1 to 675 and encodes 224 amino acids. The record is from RefSeq and is a predicted model, not a curated record. Gene Ontology annotation, cellular component: nucleus. The transcript is spliced from 2 exons.
AUGUACUGCACCCUCAUGAGUGAUAUGACUGUACUGCACCCUCAUGAGUGGUAUGACUGUACAGGGAUGAGUAGCAGCCUCCGUGCCUCGCGCUCUGGCCGGGAGGCGGGCUUUGCCCACCUGAGAAAAGAGGUUGAGUUGGUAGAGGAGAUGAAGAAGUAUAAGAUAAAGGCACUUGGCUUGAGUGAAACAAGAAGGAAGGGAGUGGGACAGAAGGACUUGGAUGGAGGGUAUGUUAUGCGAUACUCAGGAAUACCAGAGGGAAGAAGAGCUAGUGGUGGAGUGGCUAUAGUAAUGGAUGGAGACAUCAACACAAGAGUUAAAAGCUGGGAGGCUGUAAGCCCUAGAAUUAUCAGAGUGGAUCUUGACCUAGAGGAGAAAAUAAGCAUCAUUCAAGUGUAUGGCCCAACGGAAGAUGCUAGUGUGGCUGAAAAGGAUGAGUUUUGGCUACAACUAGAUAGAGUGACCAUAGAGGCUGAAGAAACAAGAAAACUUGUGGUGAUGGGAGAUUUCAAUGGGAGAGUUGGAUCUGAUCAACAGGACGGGCUCGGAAGUAUGGGAAAAUAUGGAUGUGAAACAAUAAGAAAUAACAAUGGACAAAGACUAAUUGAAUACUCAGCACAGCACAAUCUUCUCAUUGGAAACACUUGGUUCAUACACAAAAGAAUUCAUUAG